Drosophila kikkawai is the source of this 1790-nucleotide messenger RNA. RefSeq lists its product as uncharacterized. The record is from RefSeq and is a predicted model, not a curated record. NCBI's taxonomy places the organism in Eukaryota, Metazoa, Arthropoda, Insecta, Diptera, Drosophilidae.
UUGUUCAACCCGUCAGACGUGCGCCUAUGCUCCGAUCCGCAGAGCUUCACUCGGUUUGGGUCAGUUUCGCGUUUUCGAAGCGUGUGAUCACGCCAAAUUGUGUUUCGUGUUGUGACGCAGUUUAAGCAUCGGUUCUAAUUAAUCAAGGAAUUAAAGUUUGAAUAAAAGUCAAUAUUAAACUUGAGAAUAAGCUGCUCCAAAAGUAUUACUGUGAACCCAAACAGCAAAUAUCAAAAUUAAUCAAAGCAUUGUUACAACACAACGCAACCGCGUUCGAUUCUCUUCUUUUGGCGGAGAGACACACAAAAAGUCGGGUAAAGAAAGAGGAAGCAACUACAAAAAAUGUGCCGCUGCUGUCAAAACUGUUGGGAAGAUUUCUACUGGAACUGCUUUGAGGAGCGCUUCUGCUACGACGAAUCGAUUGCUAACUACAAUCCAGAGGACGACGAGGACUAUUUGGCCGCCCAGAAGAAUGGCCAGAUUAUUGGACGCAUACAGCCAGCCUCUGCGGAUAAUAAUAAUUCGCUUACGGUGCCGCAACCGAUUUGCGAUCAGCCCCAACUGAGGCAGGGAAACUCGAGCCUGGGCCUGAGCCUAAUGAGCGCCAAGAUCCAUGAGGAGGACUAUCGUCGUGAGACUCAGAUCAAUGUGCCUACAUUGGGCCCAGAGAUCUUGGCGGUGUUUGCCAACUCACAGAUCUUCCAGGAUCAUCAGCCGACCAAGCUGAACCGCAUCAGCACAAAGACCUACUUGGCUGGGAUUCAUUCGCCAAAUCGCGAAAUGCCGACCACGCCGCGUCUCAGCGACCAGGAUCGCUUGCUGCGUCGUCUGGAAGGAGAUGCCAUCGAUUCAAAGACAGGAUCGCCUGAGAAGCGAAUCACAUUCACUCUGGCCCCCAGUUCCCCCGAAUGCUCGCCCUCGAGUAGCCAAACGAUCCUCAGUCCCCAGAAGUUUGAAGCCAUUGCCGAGGAGGAGAAGGAGGACGACAAGGCCGAUGAGCAGGAGCAGGAGGAGGAUGAAGCUGUGGCAGAGGUUGUGCUGCGACCACGCCUUAUCGAUCGACAUCCCCAUUUGUUGGCCAAUCCGAGUGGCCUGACCACCACACCGAAACGUAUCCUGCGAUCCGCCAAGAGUGUCCCUCACAUGAACGUCCGUUCCGUGGCCAGUGAGACUGACAUAUUCUCCAUUAGCGGCACUGUGACCGGUAGCAGCCAGAUCAGCAUGACUCCAGAGGUCCCAUCGAUCUCGUUCAGCAAUCUGCCGAAGAACUACGAGGACACGCCCACCAUCGAGAAGUACCGAGUGUCCCAAAGUCUCUACUCCAUCCAGACGGCGAAUGCGGCGCGGGCCACUCAAGAUGAUUACUCAAUGCCGCGCUAUUUCCGUCGAUCUGCCAUGCUGAUGACACAGAGUUCGGAGGUGCUGCCGGGUGCCACUUCGUUGGCCUCAAUGUCGCCAUCAAUGGCCUCGUCAUCCGCUUCUCCAGGCUCCUCCAAGGACGAGAUUCGGCGACCGGAAAAGGAGAAGAGCAAGCGUCUCCAGAGGCUGCGUGGAAAUCUGCCGCCCCUACUCAUCCAUUCCGUGUCCUUCAAGCGAAAUCGCGACGAGGGCAAGCAGGUGGACUAGCUCACCUCCGAAAUACCAUAAAUGUAUCUAAUUGUUAACUUCUUCGUAUACACUUGAACUGUUUUAAAUGUCUUAGUCUAAGCCCAUGUGUCCACCCACUCAGUAUUCGGUUGUACUUCAUUUUGCGUUUAUAAUUGAUAUUCCAAACUAAAUUUUACUUUUAC